GUCAUCAACUUGUUCCCAGUGCCGUUGGAGCUUGCAUUUGGUAGAAAAAAUGGACGUAUAUGAGACUUAGAGUUCUGAUGCUGUUAUAAAGUAUAUGAUACUCACGUUAGGAAGGGGCGCAUAAAAACAGUCAUUUUAAGGACUAGAAACGUCUCCCGGUAAGAACACUAGCUGUUGGUCGUUGAAUGAAUUUUCAUUAUGCUGUUACCACAGCUGAUAUCCCACAUUGCAAGAACUUCAAGAAUAACAGGUAGCUUGCUUUCACGGUGUGCUUCUGCUGUACGUUGUCGAGCGGUCUCUGCAAAUUAUGCCACAGCUGCAAGUAGCAAGAAUGGGGCUGUGCAUCAGCGCUGGUAUGCACUCGAUCCAGAACUUGAAGAUAUGCUUGUCCCGAGGAAAAUGGCAGUUAGUCCUUUGGAAAGCUGGUUAACACUUAGGUACUCAAUGCCUAGAGUAGAAAUCAUAAAUGUUCAUGACAAGAUAGGUUACAAGCCUGAGACAGCUGGCAAACAUUAUGACUGGCCAAGCACGGAAGAGCUGGCUGAAAUACUUGACAAUGAAACCGAAAGCAACAAUGGUAUCGUUCAGUGUAAGAAUGUAUUACAAAUCCGCAGGCGCAAAAUGAACCGACACAAGUACAAGAAGCUGUUGAAGCGUACUAAAUUUUUGCGGAGGAAGUUGGAUGAUAUUCGCAGGAAAAGGCGACAAAGGAAAUUUGAAAAGGAUCUGAAACGCAUUUGGAAAAGAGCAGGCUUUAGAGAGCCUCCUGAGGGGUGGCAGGCACCUAAAAUUUAUUUGAAACAGCACCGUGGGAAAUCAGAAUGAAUGCACGUGAAGAUGGUGCCAUUUGUUUGUUCACAUGCCAGUAUAAGAAUUUAAAUUGUAAUAAAUAUAGUUUAUUUUAUGUGUGUA
Messenger RNA from Protopterus annectens (West African lungfish), 912 nucleotides. It is a transcript of the gene AURKAIP1, whose product is annotated as aurora kinase A interacting protein 1. Gene Ontology annotation, biological process: mRNA processing. The transcript is spliced from 4 exons. The coding region runs from base 199 to 825 and encodes 208 amino acids. NCBI's taxonomy places the organism in Eukaryota, Metazoa, Chordata, Ceratodontiformes, Protopteridae. The record is from RefSeq and is a predicted model, not a curated record. Gene Ontology annotation, cellular component: mitochondrion.